Peronospora farinosa is the source of this 3243-nucleotide messenger RNA. NCBI's taxonomy places the organism in Eukaryota, Oomycota, Peronosporomycetes, Peronosporales, Peronosporaceae. The record is from the annotation of a GenBank genome assembly.
AUGACUCGAACUCUUGACGUGUUGUUACUUCUUUGGAGCUGUGUACACUGUGUGUUUGCAGUGCCAAGUGCCGAACUGAAAUUGCAGUUGCCGUUCCCCGUAGAGUCACAUCCGUUGCAUUUGUCCUCGAGUCUCUUUGCAGCCUCGGAACGACUGCCACUGAACGCUCAUGUGGUUAUCUCGUCAUCGCUGGCGCUUCCAAAGAUGCUAGCGGAUGUGCCAUUCCCCACUGGUGCUUGGUGGACGAAUCUCGUGCUAGCUGAGGGCCGAUCGGCUGUUGCGUCCAUGCCGUACGUCCACAAGAUUAUAAACGAAAAGCUCCAUAUCAGUUUUCCGUUUCGUGUCGUGUCACCCAAGAGUAUCGUCGAAGGAUUUAUUUCUCAAAUGGUAGUGAGUUCCCAGGCGAUGCAGACGUCGACGUUGCCCGUGGCACAUCACGUGGUGGAUUUUGAUGCCUUCAGCACGACGGUGCGCUUCAGCAGAGGUCAAGUGGAAGAGUUUCGUGUGUAUCUCGUACGAGGUUCACCGUACGUUACUAUGGAGUACAGUCACAGUCGGCCUGUGGUAGAAGCCAUGGAUGGGCUCCAGAUCACACACUUUAAAAAGCUGCAAGGACUUACGCUCAUGAACGGAGACGAUGUGCCUUUUGCCACGUUUGCGGCGGAGCUCAAUAACGGACAGACGUGGUACUUGUACGCAUCUGAUAAGAAGCUUGUGCUCAAGUUGAAUAACAAGGGCCAAGUGACGAGCAAGGACGAGUUUACGGGUGUACUACGAGUGGCUCUGUGUCUUGAUGCCAAGCUUAUGCCGUAUCUGCUCGAGUCGGCGUCGGCCUACGCUGUUGGAGGUGAUGUCGCACACUCUGUGGAUCCAGAAGACUCGGACAAAGCUUUGCUUGAAUUCCAGUGGAAGACAAAGAGCUUUUCAACUUUCCACGGCGACACUGCCAAGGUGACGGAUGAGGAAAAGAACAAGUUGUUGAUGCUGACGCUGCCACACCACAUGGACGUGAUGCAAGUGCAGCAGGACAGCAAGACGCCGGAAAAGGGGAAAAAUCGGGUGCUGCCAGCUUUGAAAUAUACAAGUAUUCGGGGAGUGAUGGAAGGUAUCUUUGGUGCUGUGUGGUACAUGAAGGAGAAGCUACCAGCUGUGGAGUGGAAUUACGCUGACGAUGGAUUAUUCAGUAACGACUUCAGCGUCAAUCUGGCCGACGAAAACGAGUCACAUGCCGCCAAUAAGCAGCUUCGGAUCAACAUGCGUGAAAAGGUUACACAGGCAAUACUGCAAGAGCUUCCCAUCGAUGCCAACAAGUAUCAGGCUCCGCUUAGUCCCGAUUCGUACAAUUUUGGCAAGCAAGUGAGUCGCGAUGCGCGCUUGCUUUUGAUUGCGGACAAGUUUGAGCAAGACGAUAUCAAGCAGAAGCUGCUGACGAAGAUCGAGAUGGAGUUGGUUGAAUGGCUUGAAGCAACAAAUGCGAACCAUUUUGUCUAUGAUCAGACAUUUGGUGGCGUGAUCACGAAUGAUGGCUGGCAUAACAAGGACGCUGAUUAUGGCAACGGCUACUACAAUGAUCAUCACUUUCAUUACGGAUACUUUAUCUACGCGCUUGCUGCAAUUCGGAAGUUUGACCCAGCCUUCAUUGCAAAACAUGCACAGGCUUGUGCCUUGCUCAUGGGUGAUAUUGGAACGCCGCUGCUGAACAGUAACACGUCCUUUUUCAACGAUCUACCGGUGCGAUCACUCUUUCCUACCGCGCGCCACAAAGAUUGGUUCGUGGGUCACUCGUACGCCAGCGGUCUUUUCCCAAUGGAGGAUGGCAAGUCCCAGGAAAGCAGUAGCGAAGAUCUUAACGCCUACUACUCUCUCGCGCUUUUCUCUUCUUUAGACGAAAAAGCUACUGAAGGACAAGGAGACAGCUCGUACCAUCAGUACGCGCGUCUUCUGCUUGCGACAGAGCUGCACUCAGUAAAGAAGUACUGGCACAUGUUGGAGAACUCAAAAAUUUACGAGCCUGUAUUCUCGAAAAAUGCUAUGGUUGGAGUCGUGGGUGAACUGACUGUCGUAUACAACACGUGGUUUGGCGACAGCCCUGUCUACAUUCACGGCAUCAAUAUGCUCCCUUUCACGCCUAUGACGCCACAACUGCUGAACGAGGAAUAUGUCACGCGCGAGUACGCACUAUUGAGCCAAUAUCUACCAGAUCUGAGUCAGUACGACAUUUGGCGCUCUAUCAUUGUGAUGGACCAUGCAAUCUUAGACGCAGCAGCGGCUUGGGACGAGCUAAGCAUCACCGUUAAGGCAUUCGACACCUGGUCUUCGCGAACCAACGCUAUGUACUGGAUAGCCACUCGCCCAUCGUGGUUUGAACAAAAAAAUCGUCCGGCACUGAGUAAUCCACAUCUGGAUACUGGUGAAAAGUGCUUUGGAUUUCCGGCUUGCGCUUCGGCAGGUGACAACGGCACGGCACUGAUGUGCUGUGGUAUAUUGCCAGGUUGCUGCCCGAGUGUACUAGGUUGCUGUCCACACGAAGACCCCGCUCUAUUGCCGAGCAAUACCUGCUUCGGCGAGCCUGAAUGUGCUGUGCUAGAAUUGGGCUGCUGUAACUCCAUUGAUGGUUGUUGUGAGCCCGACACCAUCUCAGGCACGGUGCUAGGCUGCUGCAAGAAUCAACACUCCGGGGUAAGCAACACGACCCACAAAGCGACUAAGAGAUCCAAGGAUUCGGCAACCUGCUAUAAUGAACCUGCGUGUGAAGCAGCCAAGCUCGACUGCUGUGGCGCACCAGGAGGAUGCUGCUCUGGUUCUGGAGUUAAGUUGGGUUGCUGCUCAGUGGAAAAGCCUUUAACAGCAACUGGCGGUAAGACGGAAACGUGCCAGGGACAACCCCAGUGUGGUGCUGCUGGGUUAGACUGCUGUGAAUGGGAAGGAGGCUGCUGCAAGCCCGAUCCUGUGACCGGGGGUAAGCUGGACUGCUGCCAAUAUGAGGCAGCGGACCUGCCCUCAAUCAAGGCCGUUCCUAUCCACAACGGCGAAGACAGCUCUGGCGGGGACAAUACUGGUAUUACUCACAUCUUGAUUGGCCUGGGAGGAGCCGUUCUGCUCGCGUUGAUUGUUUUUGCUGUGGGCAUGUGCAACCGGCGUCGUGGCUACGCCAGCAUUGACGGCGACAUGCGUGCGCUAUACUGCGCUGGACUGAUGGCCGGCGUUAUCGCUUUUUUCAUCUUCCUUACCGUUACGUCGUAA